This is a messenger RNA of Sitodiplosis mosellana (orange wheat blossom midge), 1241 nucleotides long. Its product is annotated as caspase-1-like. Gene Ontology annotation, molecular function: cysteine-type endopeptidase activity. The coding region runs from base 214 to 1158 and encodes 314 amino acids. The transcript is spliced from 3 exons. The record is from RefSeq and is a predicted model, not a curated record. Gene Ontology annotation, biological process: proteolysis. NCBI's taxonomy places the organism in Eukaryota, Metazoa, Arthropoda, Insecta, Diptera, Cecidomyiidae.
UUGAUUUUUUUCGCAUCUGAAUAGUUAGCAAAAUCAUACGUGCAAUAAAAUUAUGAUUCAUGCAUUGUUAUAUUGAAAUAAUAAAUGUUCGUAUCUUAUCACAUUUAAACGGGCUAUUUAAAGAAAAGUCGAAUACUCAAUUGUAACAGUUGCAAUAAACUAGUUUCUUAACGAACAAUGUUCGAUAGCAUACAGAUUCAGUCGUAGUCAACAAUGGGGUACGCAAGUAUUGACAAGUCAGCUGGCGACAUGAACAAUGAAUGCGAAACGUUCAAUCAAGAUAAUUACCAUUCAAACUAUUGUUAUAACAUGUGCCACAAGAAACGUGGCCUAGCAUUGAUAUUCAAUCAUGAAUAUUUUAGUAAACAAAGACAACGAAGAGGUACUCACAUCGAUCGUGACCGUUUACAUGAUACAUUCAAAUCGCUCGAUUUCAAAGUAAAAAUCUAUGAGAAUAAAACCAAAUUGGAAAUAUUGGCCAUUUUGCAGAAAGUUGCUGCUAAAGAUCAUUCGAACAAAGAUUGUUUGAUUGUUGUGUUCCUAACUCAUGGUGAAAUUAAGUUUGAUAACGAUGAAGGGUGCGAUACAAUAUUGAAUCAUUGCCUAAUGAGUCAUCUGCAUACUUCAGAUGCCUUGUUGCCGGUUCGUAGCGUGUGUGGAUAUUUUACAAAUGAAAAAUGCCCGAGUUUGGCGAACAAACCGAAGAUGUUUUUCAUUCAAGCGUGCCAAGACGAGAAAAAGAGCGAUGAAUUGUAUGAUAUGAACGAAGUUGAAGAAAAUAUAGCGAGUCCGUCGUCGGAUGUAUCGUUUCCACAAAAAGAUUUUUUAAUCGCAUACUCAUCGAUGCCAGGUGAAAAGUCAUUUCGCACAACUGGACAUGGAUCGUGGUUCAUUCAAGCGCUUUGCGAUGAGUUGAAUAAACGUGGAUUAGUGGACGAUUUAACGCGGAUCAUGACUAGCGUCUCGUAUAGAGUAGCAUUCGAUUAUGUAUCAUUUGAAUUUGACAUCGAUCAGAACAAACAAAUGCCGUGCAUUGUGUCCAGAUUGACUAAAUUGGUAUUUUUCCCCAAGAACAAAUCGAUUUUGAGGAAUCAACACAUGAAACUACUUUCAAGAUGCUUUUCGCCAUCCAAAACUAAAGAUGAUAUUGAAUUUUAAGGAGCUUAAGACAUGACUGAUACACUUUUAUACGCUUUCGAUUAUUAUUCGAAUAAAAAUUUAGUUUAACAUUUUCGAAACAA